Daldinia caldariorum is the source of this 849-nucleotide messenger RNA. RefSeq names its product short-chain dehydrogenase. The coding region runs from base 1 to 849 and encodes 282 amino acids. The transcript has a single exon. The record is from RefSeq and is a predicted model, not a curated record. Lineage: Eukaryota; Fungi; Ascomycota; Sordariomycetes; Xylariales; Hypoxylaceae.
AUGCUGUACCGAAAUCACGCUCGCGUUUACAUCGCCGGACGUUCGGAAGAGAAAGCUCGUCAGGCAAUUCGAAACAUCCAGGCCAAGGCGCCCACAUCUAGGGGCAGCUUGGAGUUCCUGCACUUGGAGCUCGACGAUCUCAGCAGCAUAAAGGCGUCGGCCGAUGCCUUCAAGGCGAAGGAAUCCAAGCUUCACGUCCUGUGGAAUAACGCUGGCGUCUCGCGGCCACCUGCUGGGAGCGUUUCGAAGCAGGGGAUCGAGCUACAGCUAGCGACCAACUGUCUCGGGCCGUUCCUAUUCACCCGCCUCCUUCUCCCCUUGAUAGAGACGACUGCGGCUGCCGAGAUUCCCGGUUCCGUUCGCAUCGUUUGGACCGCCAGCCAGAUCGUCGAGCUCUCUGCGCCGCCGGGAGGCAUUGAUAUGUCCGAACUACAUACGCCCUCCAAAGACCAGCUGCGAAACUAUAUCAACUCCAAAUUUGGGAACUGGCUUUUGGCCGUUGAGUUCGCCAGAACCAUAGGCCGUACUUCAAAUGUUGUCAGCGUAGCGCUCAACCCCGGCUCCGCAUCCUCGAACCUCUUCCGGCACACACCGUCGAUAUACUGGUUGGCAUGGCCGGUGCUGUACCCACCCAAGAUGACGGCAUACACGGAGCUCUACGCCGGUCUGUCGGGGGACAUCAGCUUGGAAACAAACGGGUGCUAUGUCAUUCCUUUCGGUAGGAUUGCGCAGGAAAAGAACAUUCGUCAGGACUUACUCGAUGCGCUGAAGCCGAAGGAAGAUGGGGGCUCCGGGAAGGCGAAAGAGUUUAGCGAUUUUUGCGAAGAGAAGACGCGUGACUAUGCCUGA